Messenger RNA from Penicillium concentricum, 1164 nucleotides. RefSeq lists its product as uncharacterized. The transcript has 5 exons. The coding region runs from base 1 to 1164 and encodes 387 amino acids. The record is from RefSeq and is a predicted model, not a curated record. Lineage: Eukaryota; Fungi; Ascomycota; Eurotiomycetes; Eurotiales; Aspergillaceae.
AUGAAUUCAUUGCACUCUCGAGAUGGGAUCUACAGGCGAGAUAGUGACGGCAUACUUAUGUCCUCCCGUGGCGAGCAAGCCUUGGUUAUAAGCGUUGUGUUCACGGCCUUGGCAACAUGCUUCGUGACGAUGAGGAUGUAUACUCGUGUAAGACUUAUGAGACGAGUGGAGGCAAAUGACUGGAUGGUCAUUAUCGCACUGGUGAACUCAUAUGUCUUCAUGGGUCUCGACAUUGUCGAAUGCGUUAGUGGCAUCGGGACACACAUUAAAGAUAUCCCACCACCCAUCCUGGAGCGACAGUUGAAGGCCUUUUGGCUCACCAUUCCUUUCUACAACGCCGCCGUUCUCUGCGCCAAAGCCUCGAUUCUAAUGCAGUACUGGCGAGUCUUCCCAACCCACCGCAUGCGUGUCGUCUGCUGGAUCAUGAUCACCAUCCUCGCCAUAUACGGCACAUGGGCGGUGAUCAGUGCAUUCCUCAACUGUAUUCCCGUCGCCAAAUUCUGGGACCCUACAAUCGAAGGUUUCUGUUUGAACAAGACCAAGCUGUGGUUCUCCAAUGCUAGUAUGCAUAUCGCAACCGAUAUUGCUAUCCUGAUCAUUCCCAUCCCGGCUUUAAUGGCAGUCGACUUGCCCCGAAGACAGAAGGUUGCUUUAAUGAUCAUGUUCGGUCUGGGUGGCUUUGUCUGCAUUACCAGUAUUGUCCGUCUAGUCAGCCUGAAAAAGAUUGCCGAUUCAUCCGAUCCCACCUUCGAUAACGUCGGCGCUGCCUCCUGGUCCGCCAUAGAAUGCAACACAGGCAUAAUAUGCGCCUGUCUACCAACCCUGAAACCCCUCAUCGCCCGCAUCUUCCCAGGAAUGAUAUCUACCUUCAAUGCCAGUCGUCCCACCCGCGGCGACACAACCCAGCGCAACUCCGAGUGGAACGGUGAUGCAUCAACUCUCGGCGCACCCGGCGAGGAACACGAGUACGGCGCUGGCGACCCGGAGCGUGUUCUCGCUCUUGUUCCUGGUACUGGGCUUAGAUCUAGUCUUAAGCGCUGGACGCGAGAGGAGGAGAAGAAGUUGACACAGAUUGCUGCGAUUUCUGCGCCUCGUCCUAAUAUGAUGAUGCACCCUCGUGCUUUCCCACCAGCUUUUCCUCCGGCUUCGGGGGUACCGUUUUAA